AUGGCCGAUCAAUGGAACCACCAAGCCCCUCCAUCAUGGGCCGAUCAUCUAUCGCCAGAAGGGUCCUUGCCACUUCCACCCGAAGCAAUGGUCACAACUCAAGACGGGGCAAGCGGUGAAGGGGACGGGUACUGGACUGCCUCUGCCUCAAGCAACAUACUACCAUCUUACUCGCUCGCAUCCUCGAUUCGGGACUACAGCUUCGAAAACAAGAGACGUUACCACAAGUUCAAAGAGGGCAGAUAUGUCUUCCCAAACGAUGACGCCGAGCAAGAACGCGAAGAUAUGAAGCAUUCAAUGGUAGUGACUCUUUGUGGCGGGGCGCUGCAUAGCGCGCCACUUCAAGAUCCUCGGACUAUUCUAGACAUUGGCACCGGCACUGGCAUAUGGGCUAUAGACAUGGGUGAUGAAUAUCCAGACGCGGAGGUCACGGGCAUUGACCUCAGCCCGAUUCAACCCGCAUACGUCCCGGUUAAUGUUUCGUUCGUAGUUGACGAUGCUGAAGCCGAGUGGCUGUAUCCGACUGAGUCUGUGGAUUAUAUCCACGUACGGAACAUGGGCGCAGCCAUUCAAGAUUGGGAUAAACUCCUUGCACAAGCAUAUAGAGUUCUAAAGCCAGGCGGCUGGAUCGAGAUUCAGGAGAUGAAAUGGAAUUUCAACUGCGAUGAUGGGACAAUGCGGCCGGGCUAUUCUCUAAUCAAAAUGAUGGAUCUGGUAUGGGAAGGUCUUGGAAAGUUUGGCAUUGAGGCCGACGUUGCAGACACCAAUCCCCAACGCCUACUCGACGCUGGCUUCAUAAAUCAAGUUGAGGACGUGCAGAAAGUCCCGGUUGGUGAUUGGCCAAUCGACGAAGAGCUUGCAAUGAUUGGGGCAUACUGUCAGGCUGUUCUUUACGAUGGUGUGCAUGCAGUCACGAUUGGUCCUUUGACCAGAGGUUUGGGUUGGAAAUCCGAAGAAGUCGAAAUCUUUCUAGUUGACGUACGGAAAGACCUCUUGGACACAUCAACCCACUCAUAUGUGUUUUACCAUUCUGUCGCGGGACAGAAGCCUUUGGCCAACGAUCAUGGUGGCAACUAG
Messenger RNA from Colletotrichum scovillei, 1077 nucleotides. Its product is annotated as methyltransferase domain-containing protein. NCBI's taxonomy places the organism in Eukaryota, Fungi, Ascomycota, Sordariomycetes, Glomerellales, Glomerellaceae. The record is from RefSeq and is a predicted model, not a curated record. Gene Ontology annotation, molecular function: methyltransferase activity. The transcript has 3 exons. Bases 1 to 1077 code for a protein of 358 amino acids.